Molecule: messenger RNA, 1652 nt
Organism: Diceros bicornis minor
Lineage: Eukaryota; Metazoa; Chordata; Mammalia; Perissodactyla; Rhinocerotidae
Gene: TMEFF2
Product: transmembrane protein with EGF like and two follistatin like domains 2
Exons: 10
Coding region: 342-1466 (374 amino acids)
Molecular function (GO): protein binding
Source: RefSeq, a predicted model, not a curated record
UGCCUCCUUGAGCUCCUCUCAUCUGCCCCUGGAGUCCGGUCGUCUCCUGCUCCCCUCGGCUUCCCAGAGCCCCCUCCUUAUGGCAGUAGCCUCCCGCGUCUCCGGCGCAGCCUCUCAGCGCACGACCCUCUCGCUCCCGGGGCUGAGCCGGGUCACUGGAUGUUGCUGAAACUCUCGAGAUCAUGCGCGGGUCUGGCUGCUGCUUUCCCGUCGGGUGCCACUGCCACCGCCGCUGCCUGUGCUGCCGCUGUCCGCGGGAUGCUCAGUAGCCCGCUGCCCGGCCCCUGCGAUAGUGUGUUCUCCGGAAGCCGUUUGCUGCUGCAGAGUUGCGCGAACUAGUCAUGGUGCUGUGGGAGUCCCCGCGGCAGUGCAGCAGCUGGACACUUUGCGAGGGCUUUUGCUGGCUGCUGCUGCUGCCGGUGAUGCUACUCAUCGUAGCCCGUCCGGUGAAGCUCGCGGCUUUCCCUACCUCCUUAAGUGACUGCCAAACGCCCACCGGCUGGAACUGCUCUGGUUACGAUGACAGAGAAAAUGAUCUCUUCCUCUGUGACACCAACACGUGUAAAUUUGAUGGGGAAUGUUUAAGAAUUGGAGACACUGUGACUUGCGUCUGUCAGUUCAAGUGCAACAGUGACUAUGUGCCUGUGUGUGGCUCCAAUGGGGAGAGCUACCAGAAUGAGUGUUACCUUCGGCAGGCUGCGUGCAAACAGCAGAGUGAGAUACUGGUGGUGUCUGAAGGAUCAUGUGCCACAGAUGCAGGAUCAGGAUCUGGAGAUGGAGUCCAUGAAGGCUCAGGAGAAACCAGUCAAAAGGAGACAUCCACCUGUGAUAUUUGCCAGUUUGGUGCAGAAUGUGAUGAAGAUGCCGAGGAUGUCUGGUGCGUGUGCAACAUUGACUGUUCUCAAACCAACUUCAAUCCCCUCUGUGCUUCUGAUGGGAAAUCUUAUGAUAAUGCAUGUCAAAUCAAAGAAGCAUCAUGUCAGAAACAGGAGAAAAUUGAAGUCAUGUCGUUGGGUCGAUGUCAAGAUAAUACAACUACAACUACUAAAUCUGAAGAUGGGCAUUAUGCAAGAACAGAUUAUGCAGAGAAUGCUAACAAAUUAGAAGAAAGUGCCAGAGAACACCACAUACCUUGCCCAGAACAUUACAACGGCUUCUGCAUGCACGGGAAGUGCGAACAUUCUAUCAAUAUGCAGGAGCCAUCUUGCAGGUGUGAUGCUGGCUAUACUGGCCAACACUGUGAAAAAAAGGACUACAGUGUUCUCUACGUUGUCCCCGGCCCUGUGCGAUUUCAGUACGUCUUAAUCGCAGCUGUGAUUGGAACGAUCCAGAUUGCUGUCAUCUGUGUGGUGGUCCUCUGUAUCACAAGGAAAUGCCCCAGAAGCAACAGAAUUCACAGACAGAAGCAAAAUACAGGGCACUACAGUUCAGACAACACAACAAGAGCGUCCACGAGGUUAAUCUAAAGGGAGCAUGUGGCACAGUGGCCGGACUACCGAGAGCUUGGACUACACAAUACAGUAUUAUAGACAAAAGAAUAAGACAAGAGAUCUACACAUGUUGCCUUGCAUUUGUGGUAAUCUACACCAAUGAAAACAUGUACUACAGCUAUAUUUGAUUAUGUAUGGAUAUAUUUGAAAUAGUAUACAUUG